Doryrhamphus excisus (bluestripe pipefish) is the source of this 2112-nucleotide messenger RNA. RefSeq names its product sphingosine-1-phosphate receptor 3b (gene s1pr3b). The record is from RefSeq and is a predicted model, not a curated record. Gene Ontology annotation, molecular function: sphingosine-1-phosphate receptor activity. Gene Ontology annotation, cellular component: membrane. Lineage: Eukaryota; Metazoa; Chordata; Actinopteri; Syngnathiformes; Syngnathidae. Gene Ontology annotation, biological process: G protein-coupled receptor signaling pathway.
CUUUGGAGGAGUUUGGAGAAGGGUGGAAAAAAGAAAAAGAUGAUGAUGGUCUGUGCUGUGCAGAACAGGAGGGAAUCGGGGAAGCGGUCUCGGAGGACGUUCACUGGGAGGAAUGCAGCUAAAACUAAACCAGUGACAUGACUGACUGGGAUUUUAGUUUGAAACGUCGAUUGGACCCCCAAAGCACAUCCUGAGGACCAGCCCGCGGACCCCCCUGCUGGCUCCUUUGACCUAGUCCAAAAUGAUAGAUCCUCAGAUACACCUGCACUAUAACUACACGGGCAAGCUGGAUCACCGCCCCACCGUGGGCACCAGCACAGGAAGGCUGGAAAUAAAAACACUCCUCUUCCUGGUGGCGUGUGCCUUCAUCGUCCUGGAGAACCUCACGGUAUUGGUGGCCAUUUGGAGAAACCACCGCUUCCAUAACCGCAUGUACUUCUUCAUCGGGAACCUGGCGCUGUGCGAUAUGUUGGCAGGGGCGGCCUACCUGGUGAACCUGCUGCUGUCUGGCGAGAGGACCCUCCACUUGUCGCCCAUUUUGUGGUUUGUUCGAGAGGGCAGCAUGUUUGUAGCGUUGGGUGCCUCCAUCUUCAGCCUCCUGGCCAUCGCCAUUGAGCGGCACCUGACCAUGAUCAAGAUGAGGCCCUACGAUGCCAGCAAGAACUACAGGGUCUUCCUGCUCAUCGGCACCUGCUGGUUGAUCGCAGUCUCUUUCGGAGUGUUGCCCAUCCUGGGAUGGAACUGCCUGGACAACCUCCCCGACUGCUCCACCGUCCUCCCCUUGUACUCCAAGACGUAUGUGGCCUUCUGCAUCACCAUCUUCAUGGUCCUGCUCCUGGCCAUGUCGGUCCUCUACACACGCAUCUACGUCCUGGUCAAGUCCAGCAGCCGCAAGGUUAGCAAGCACAGCAACUCGGAGCACGCAAUGUCCCUGCUGCGAACCGUCAUCAUCGUGGUGGGCGUCUUCAUAGCCUGCUGGACGCCCAUCUUUGUGCUGCUACUGGUGGAUGUGGCGUGCGAGCAGCGCCGGCGGUGCCCCAUCCUCUACAAGGCCGACUGGUUCAUCGCGGUGGCGGUUCUCAACUCGGCCAUGAAUCCUGUCAUAUACACGCUUGCCAGUCGGGAGAUGAGGAGGGCCUUCCUGGGGUUGGUGUGUUGCCUUUGCUACCGGGGCGAGGUGUCGGCGCCGGGGAGCGGGAACAGGCAGUGUCUGGAGCCCAGUCGCAGCAGAAGCAAGUCCUUUAGCAGUCAGAACAACCAAAACCAGCAGAGCUGCAGACAGGCGGGGUCGGAGAAGGAGGCGGACUCUGGACUGGCAGGGAAGGUGUCUGUGGUUGCAGGACCCAGUGGCACUGAUGCUGAGGGGUUUGCCCAGAGCGAGGCCCGGAUGGCCUGACUUCAGACCAAGACUUUUACGACGGGAUAGGAUGGCCCCCUUCUUGAGGACAGGUUGGGGUCUGGUGUGCUUGCCCGACCUGGGUUGGGGAUCUAUAUACGACCCAUGUGGUCAGGAUUGGACACCCAUCCCAUGGACUACAAUUCAAUUCCAACUCUAUUUAUCCCGAGGUGCAAGUUAAAGGACACCAAGAUUAAACGUUAAACGGAAACACAACAGCCACCAUUUGUUCACCCCCCAAGGCAGAUUAGGGUGGUCCUGCAGUGCGAAUCCAGCCUGAAAUGUUUAUUAGAUUGUUUGAGACAAUCACAUUAUUUAUUAUUACUCCUUAUGCACUAAUUCUGUAUGAUAAACGACAACGCGACCACUCCCGAACCAGCUUGUCCCACCAUACCCCAAUGGGAGGUUCCACAUUCUAAGGUUGGUGACGUCUGCGGUGUUCUGGCGCCACCUGGUGGUCAUCCGUGUAAACUUGUGUAGCCGAGUGAGUGUAAUAAUAGCAUGGCUGCUUUUUAACAGUUGCAUGUGCAAGUUGUUACCUCAUGUGAUCAGUAGAGGUCGCCAUUCGUCCCGGUGACGUACUUCCUUUUCCCUCUUCAAAAUAAACUUCACCUCUUAGUUGCAGUCUGCCAAAAAUAAAAGGCAUGUUAGAAACAGCCUGAGAAUGAUGUAGAGCGGGAAUCAAACUACAACAAUAAACAAGGAAUUUCUACACA